GAAAACAAAUUUCCCCUUCCUUUCGCCCAGAGGAACAGAGGAUGCCAUCCGAGGAAGAAUCCUCUUCUAAUCCCUUGUUCUAUUGGGACGCCGACGCCGAGGAGGAGCUCCGAGCCAUCGAGACUGCCUACGCCUCCUCUUCCGCCAAGCGGCGGCUCUGCGAGCUCGAGGCCCGCGACCCCGACGCCGCCGAUCAGCGAUCCAAGGGCCGCCGUUUGCCCGAUUGGGGGAAGACCAACGCCGCCCUGUCGAGAGGCCGCGCCGCCGAUAGGAUGCCCCCUUCUUUUCCUAUAAAUGGGCUUUGGAGUCUCGCUCGCCGUCCUUGCCGAGAAAACUUCAAAAUGAAAUAUCCAGCCAUGGUUUUUCAGGGACAGAUUAUAUAUAGUAGGACAGCUCCUGAAGUAGAGCUAGCUGCUAAGGAGAUUUUGGAUAAAAUUAAUUCCAUGAAGGAUAAUUCUGAUCAAGUCUCUCUUGGAUUUGAUAUCGAGUGGAGACCUCUGUUCAAAAGAGGAGAAGCGCAAAGGAAAGCUGCAGUGAUGCAGAUAUGCAUGGACAACUCUCGUUGUGAUGUAAUACACAUCAUUCAUUCUGGAAUUCCUCCUAUUUUGAAGUCCCUUUUGGAGGGUAAUUCAUCUGUCAAGGUUGGAAUAGGUGUAGCCAACGAUGCCUCGAAGAUUUCAAAGGAUUAUAAUAUCUGUGUAGAACCUGUGGAGGAUUUGUCAAGCCUUGCAAAUCUCAAGAUUGGUGGAGAUCCUAGGAAAUGGGGUCUCAGUUCUUUAACCGAAACGAUUACAUGCAAGCAGUUGAAGAAGCCUCACAAAAUAAGACUGGGAAAUUGGGAAACUGAUGUGUUGUCAAGAGAGCAACUCCAGUAUGCUGCCACUGAUGCAUUUGCAUCUUGGCAUUUGUAUCAGGUUCUGAAGGGCUUCCCAGAUGCAAAAGCUGAAGCUGAAGACAUGACACAAACAAGCCAUGCUGUUUCAUGACUAAAGCAUCCCUCUAUAUUUAUCACAAUUCUUUUUUCAUGAUGAUAUCUGGUUCAGGUAGUCGUCACAUGAAGAAGCAUGAAGAAUGGCUGGCAACUAGAUUGCGUUGGAUGGAAACAGAAUCCAUGUAUACAGUGUUGUCUAAGUUUGGGAAGGGCAGCUUGUCUUGCAGGUGAACAUGUCUGUUGCUUUCUGUACUUUAUUUUAUUGUUCAUCUAGAUCUAUUCCGAGUUUUGUUUGACAUUGUCAUGUUCCCUUUUGCUGGGGAAUGGAUGAAGCUGAAUGAAUCAUAAACUUUUCCAAAUUUUGCUACUUAAAAUAUGAGGUUGUGCUUGA
Phoenix dactylifera (date palm) is the source of this 1322-nucleotide messenger RNA. Its product is annotated as 3'-5' exonuclease-like. Gene Ontology annotation, biological process: nucleobase-containing compound metabolic process. Gene Ontology annotation, molecular function: nucleic acid binding; 3'-5' exonuclease activity. Lineage: Eukaryota; Viridiplantae; Streptophyta; Magnoliopsida; Arecales; Arecaceae. The record is from RefSeq and is a predicted model, not a curated record.